Geodia barretti is the source of this 1260-nucleotide messenger RNA. The record is from the annotation of a GenBank genome assembly. NCBI's taxonomy places the organism in Eukaryota, Metazoa, Porifera, Demospongiae, Tetractinellida, Geodiidae.
AUGACAGGACUUCACCGUGUCUUUAUCACCGGCGUCGGCGUCAUCAGCCCCUUGGGUCUUGAUCUUGCCUCGACUUGGGAGGGCAUAACCCAGGGGCGCUCCGGGGUUGACUUUCUUACCUCCUUCGACACGGAAGGAUUCGACACUCGUUUUGGUGCCGAGGUCAAGGGAUUCGAUCCGGAAGAGUAUCUUGACCGUAAAGACGCCCGUCGCAUGGACCGUUUCGCCCAGUUCGCGGCCGUCGCGGCCCAGCAGGCCUGCCAGCAGGCAAACCUUUCUCCGAAAGGAGAGGACCCCUACCGCGUGGCCGUGAUUAUCGGCAGCGGCAUCGGCGGUAUCUCCACCCUUUCCCAGCAAUUCACCGUCCUGAGUGAGCGUGGCCCAAGGCGAGUCAGCCCAUUCCUGAUACCGAUGAUGCUGGGUGAUAUGGCUUCUGCCCAGGUCUCCAUGAUCACCGGUUCAAUGGGCGCCAACUAUUGCCUGGUAUCGUCCUGCUCCAGCGGGGCAGACGCCAUGGGCCAGGCAUGGGAUAUGGUGAGGACCGGAAGGGAGGACAUCGUACUCGCCGGCGGCACUGAGGCGCCGCUAGUCCCAGUGUCGGUCGCCGGAUUCAAUGCCCUGCGCGCCCUUUCCCGGAGAAACGAAAGCCCGGCGCAAGCGAGCAGGCCCUUUGAUAAAUCCAGAGAUGGCUUCGUCAUGGGCGAGGGGUCAGCUGUCUUCGUAAUGGAAAGCGAGGAAAGUGCUGCUCGCCGGAAUGUAGAGCCGCUGGCCGAGCUCAGAGGCUACGCCGCAACCUCCGACGCUCAUCACCUGACCGAGCCCUCCGCCACAGGCGAGAGCGCCGCCCGCGCCAUGGUGAUGGCGCUGGCCGAGGCAGGCAUAGACUCCUCUGAGGUCGGCUACAUCAACGCCCACGGGACCUCCACUCCUCUCAAUGACAAGCACGAGACCAAGGCAAUCAAGGUUGCCUUGGGUGAAGACGCCUACCGCGUGCCGAUCAGCUCCAGCAAGUCAAUGACCGGUCACCUGCUGGGUGCGGGUGGUGCGUUAGAAGCCGCCAUCUGCGUGAUGGCCAUGAGGGACGGCCUCAUACCGCCCACAAUCAACCUCGACGAACCUGACCCGGAAUGCGACCUCAACUACACCCCCAACGCGGCCCUCAAACUGGAACUCGACGUCGCAAUGAGCAAUUCAUUCGGGUUCGGCGGACACAAUUCGGUGCUGGUAUUCAGCAAGCCACGCCAGGGUCGGCAGGAGUGA